Messenger RNA from Aureobasidium namibiae CBS 147.97, 894 nucleotides. RefSeq lists its product as uncharacterized. The coding region runs from base 1 to 894 and encodes 297 amino acids. The transcript has a single exon. Gene Ontology annotation, molecular function: nucleic acid binding. Lineage: Eukaryota; Fungi; Ascomycota; Dothideomycetes; Dothideales; Saccotheciaceae. The record is from RefSeq and is a predicted model, not a curated record. Gene Ontology annotation, cellular component: kinetochore.
AUGAGCGACGCAGAAGACGACUACAUGAACAUGUCCUUCACCGACCCCUCGCCUGCACUCCCAAAAACCUCCUUGCAGCGCCAACAAGAACGCCGACGCAUCGCAUCCCUAAAAUCCCAGCCCAAGACCAAAGCCGAGUUAGCCAAAGAAGCAGAACUAGCACGCGAGACUGCGUUGGCGACUUCAACAUUGAGCAAUCCGACGUCAAAGGGCGCUCAGAUGAUGGCUAAAAUGGGUUUCAAAGGUGGCAGCUUGGGCAAAACUGAGGGAGCUAGGACAGAACCGAUUGAAAUCAGUGUCAAGGAGGGGAAGGGGGGAAUAGGCAUGGAUAAUGAGAAGAAGAGAAAGAUACGCGAAACAAUGGAAGAGCUCCAAGGAAAAGAAAAGAAACAAAAAGCAGAGGCUGGAGAGUAUAGAGAAAGAGUUGCGAGGGAGAGAGAAGAGAAAAGACAAGAGGGUAUGUGGUGGGGUGCUAUGAAGGUGUGCGAGAAGUUUGAUACGGAGGAAGAGGAAAAGGCAAAGGCGAGGAAGGAGAAGGAGAAGGAUGUAAGGAAAGUCAAUGUGCUUUGGAGAACUCUGGCUCUGCAACGACAACAGAGGGACAAGGAGAAAGUGCUUAGGAAAGGAGCGCUGGAUUCGUUGUCUUCGCGAUGGCAUGACGAUGAAGCGGAUCACGAUGAUAAAAUCGCUCUAGGCAUGGAAAUCGAGGAUGUCGAAGACGAAGAGGAGGAUCAAGAGUUGGAGGAAUACAAUGCGUUGAGCGUAGGAGGGAGACUUGAGAAAUUGGUGGUAUAUCUGAGGGAUACCUAUCACUAUUGCUUUUGGUGCAAGUAUAGGUAUGCUGAUGCAGAUAUGGAGGGAUGUCCGGGCACGACGGAGGAGGAACAUGAUUGA